This is a messenger RNA of Motacilla alba alba, 15230 nucleotides long. It is a transcript of the gene TRAF3, whose product is annotated as TNF receptor associated factor 3. Gene Ontology annotation, biological process: protein K63-linked ubiquitination; regulation of cytokine production; innate immune response. The record is from RefSeq and is a predicted model, not a curated record. The coding region runs from base 6319 to 8022 and encodes 567 amino acids. Gene Ontology annotation, molecular function: tumor necrosis factor receptor binding; zinc ion binding. Lineage: Eukaryota; Metazoa; Chordata; Aves; Passeriformes; Motacillidae. The transcript is spliced from 15 exons. Gene Ontology annotation, cellular component: plasma membrane signaling receptor complex.
CCCGGAGCGGGACGCGCCGUCCCCCGCAGCCCAGCCCGCGCCUCCUUCCCCGGGCGCGGGGCCCCUUUGCCCGAGUCGUGCCCGCGGGAGGGGGUGACAGCAGCAUCAGGUGCAGCCGGGGCCAGCGGCCAGGGCAAGCCCGGCCCCCGGCUGCCGCCUGCGCGCUGAGCGGCUGUGCCGGGCCCGCCCUCGGUGACUGGGAGGAGCCGGGAGAGCAGCGGGCUUCGCCGGGGAUUUCCAGCCCGAGCGGGCGGGAGAGGAAGUGCGGGGCGGGGGGAGACGGCGCACAGCGGUCGGGACUUUCCGCCGGGCUGGCGGUCGCCUUCGCCCGGCUCCAGCUGUCGCCCGCCGCCCCGCUCCCCGCACACGCUCGCAGGCAGGGGCCGAGCGCGCUGCACCCGCAGCCCGUGCCGGGACCUCGGCGGCGGCCGGUGCCCGGGGAUAGAUCAGCCUGAGGCGGAGCGGCGCGGACUCUCCUGCCCGGACGCACUCGCACUCCAGGGCUUUGCAGAUUAACCUAUGACUGACUCAUUAUCUGAGAACUGCAGUGGCUUGUAGAAUAAGAAGGAAAGCCUAAGUACUUAGGCUUUAACUGAAUCAAGACCAGCUCUCAGCAGUGGGAAACAAUAGAUUAAUCUAUCGGAAGCACAGACUGCAGGCUUGUGUGACACUGGGGUUUGUGUUGUGAAUUUUUUUCAUGUAAACAGGUAGGUAGGAAUGAUUCUUCUGCUGUGUAUGUUUUCAUUAUGUAUGUUGAGAAACCUCAUGACAGUUGUGUGAGUUGGGGGUUUUUUUGGUGGGAUUUUUGGUUGUUUUUUGGUUUUUUUUUUUAGUAUUAGUAUCACUGCAUGACACCGUAAAGUACCUCAUUCUCCUUUGCGUUUUCACAUCUUUAAGUUGAUGACAUGAAUUUAACAAAUCAUCUUCAGUGCCUGGGUUUGGUUUAGUUAUGAAUGACGGGGAUACCUCAAAAGUCAGAACAAGUUUCAUUCUCAUUUCUAUAAAUAAACCCUCUUGUAGCAUUGUUCUGUCUCGUUGUGUGCCUUGCACACAAUUAGAAUGGACUAUUUGGCAAGUUCUUCAUUCUGCCUGAUGGAAGUUGCAUGAUAGUAUAUGGAGGCUGGGUUUUUUUUGUUUCAUCAGUUGUACUUGCAAGGAAGGUAAGCAAAUUAUUAUCUCUAUUUCGCAAAAAAAAUCUUCCCCUCAGAGGUUGGAUUUCAAAUAGAUUAAAAAUAUGAUCAGAACUCAUAGGUGGUAACUAGCUUCCUCAGUCAGCCACAGCCUAAUUUGGAAAACUGCAUUUAACCUUACUUGCAAGAGGAGAAAAUGUCCUGAAUCCUUUAGAACAGUACCUUAUUGGGGUUGUGCUUUCCUUCCUUGUUCCGCUCUACUUUUUCUGGAGGUUAAAAAGAAAUUAUGCUUCUAAAAAAAAAAGUUAGUCCUGUUUGCCUUCAGUUUAAGCUUUAAAUUAGGAAUGGAUAAAAGAAGUGAAACGUGCUCCUUUCAGCCUCUUGACAUGAACAUUGGAAAUUCAUCAGUCCUUCAGGUGAGUGCUGGGGGUUGUGUCUUUGCAGAGGAGCAGCAGGUGAUGCUCUGAGACUACUCUGUGGCUUUUUUUCCUUGGAACAGGUACAGCUUUAUAAAGCUGGAAGGUAGGGAGGCUCUUUCAAAAUUCUCUGUGGAAAGGGAUAAAAAUUAAGCUUUUUGCUACACUAGUAUGUUAAGCACUGUGACUAAGAACUUCUUGUUGAUAAUAAAUUAUGUGAGUUAAUGAUGGUGUUUAUAUAUAGAAGUUCAUGCUCUUGUCACAAUAAGUUUUUUUUGUAGGUUCACAUAAUAGUAUAGCAAGUCCUUUUUAGGUUGUGAUCUAGUAAUAGCAUCUGAAGGAUGCAGGAAAAGGAAGUAGUCUGCUGGAAUAGUUGAACACUCUUUUGGCCUUUUCUUGUUCUCUUUUAACUCUCCCACACGGGACCAUGAACAACUUAUGAAGCAGAUUUGCUAUCUUUCUGUAAGAUUUUUUUUCUCUUGGCCACGUCUUCUAAAUUGGUGCUAGGUGUUUGGUGGUGUUUUCCUAAGAAAUCUUGUAUGCCUCUGUGCUGGUAUGUGAAUGCCUGCCAGAAAGCAACUAGGCUACACAUGGCUGUCUUGAAGUAAUUAUCACUGUCCUGAAGCAAAAUAGGUUAAGAAGUGUUAAGGUGCUAGUCUUAGACUAACUGCAGAAGCAAGAAAAAAAUAAUUAAAGAUCUUAUUUUCCUAUUUAUGUUUCGUUUUUAGGGGAAAGGGAUAUUUUUAGUCCUUCUUCCCAACUUUAUCAAGAUAUAAAUGUUUUUUUUUGUUCCUUAUUUCUAGUUAUUUUUUCACUUUUGACAGUUCCCAGCUUAAGACUGGAGUCCUAUUAUACAAGGUAAUACAUAAGAAGAGAUGGGAACUUGGUAGGUGCCCAGGUAAGAUCAGAGAAAGGGGAUCUGUUCCUCAACUAAGGAGAAUAGAAAUAUGCAGAAGUGCAUGAAGUCACACAGCAAGUCUCUAACUUUUCUGAUUUUGUUCUUCUGUUUCAAAGCCAACAGGCCUCUCUUUCCCCUUUUCAAAUUUGUGAUCAUGUUUUUAAAAUGUUGUAUGUAAUAUGGUCUGCAAACCAAGGAAGGGAUUUGAAGCUGAAGAUGACCUUUAGUGGUAAAUUAUUUUCAAUAGAUAAAAAUUUAAAAUAAGACCAACUAAAACUUUGUUUGGGAGCUUAAACUGGGUAUAUAUUAUACACUACAGGAAUGCCAAUGUUAACUAAGCCAUGUUAGAAGAAAAACUGUAAAAUCACUGUUUCAGUGCAUGGAACUCAGGAGCCCCUGCAAAGAGUGAGCAAAGGACUUGUGCACAGCUUUGAGAAAUUAAUCUCCCAUCUGUUGGUGGGGGAGUGGGUAGCAGUUGUUUUUAUUGCAUCUGAGUCUAUACCUAUAUUGCCCAUUUUUUUGGCCUUUUAAGGGAAAGGAAAACCUUCAAACAUGCCCCUAAAACCAGCCAGCCUUAGCACUGCUUUGAGCUAAACUCCCCAAAGGAUGCAUCUCCCUCCAAACUCUCCCAUUUGCUUUCUGCUCAUGCCCAUACACGCUCUGAUUGCUGGCCACUGCCCCUCUGCUGGGGGCUGCGCAGGAGGUGGGGAGGUGCCGGAGGGCUGAGGAGGUUUCUGAGCUUUCCAUGUCAUUGCCAGCAGGUGCUCAGCCCUGCCUAAUGUUCCAGUGAGGCUGAACCACAGGAGACUGGGCAGGAUGCUCCCCCAAGGAGGACCUGGAUCUCCAGGAAUAAUAGGUUGCUGAUGGUAGGCAGCUGCGAUGAGCUAAAAGAUCUGGCCUGGAGCCUGGCUCUGCAGGAUGCAGAAGGAAGGAGGGGUGGAAAGCAGUGAUGAGCUUAUUGUUUCUAAUGAGCCAACAACUGGCUGAGUGACACCGAGGGCUCUUUGUUGCUCCCUUUGCUCUUAAACACAGCUGUGGAGAGUGGAGGGGGAUGGAGGUGAAGUGAGAGAUUAGACUUCCAGUGUCCAGAGAGGCAGUGGGCAUAAAUUAAGAAUAAAAAAGGAUUAAAUUCUAUCUGAAUACAAGAAAAGCUUUUGGCCGGGGGUGUGCUCAAAUACUGCAACAGGCUGCCCAGUGUGGUGGUAGAGUCACUCUCUGCAAAUCCUCAAAACCCAGUGGGUGGCUGUGGUGGGCAGCUCUGCCGGACCCUGCCUGGGCAGAGUGGGCUGGCCUGGAUGGUCUCCAGAUGUCCCUUCCAACCCCACUGCUUCUGUGAAAGCUUCUUCAAUAUUUGGAUGCAUUCUUUUGCUGCUGUUGUGGAACACUUGGGGAAUAAUUACAAAUGCCCCUGCUGGGCACUUGUCUCACAAAUACUAGUGUUGUGUAAUCACGGCGGUUUUAAUUGAAUAGGGAAAGCAUCCAAGUGCUAAGUAGUUAAUUGACUAAACUCCCCAAUUUAACAACGAAAGCAAAAAAAAUCCACCAGUAUCUCCCCCUUCCCUGAGCUGAGAAAACACUAAAACAUCCUAAACCUUACAAGACAUUUUGGUUUUAAUCCCUUAAAAUAUUGCGGUUAUGAGACUUAAAGGUAGCUUUAUUAUAAUAAAAUUGUUUAUUAUUUUCCCCUCAUUCCCUCUAGUUUUGCCACAAAGUACUAUCUUCAAAUUAUCCUGUGAAAAAUGAAAUAAAAAGUAGGCAGGAACAUGAGGAGGAACAGCAGAGAAAAUACUAAGUGAUCCCACCAAACUCUGCAGUUUGUGCCUUCCAGCCCACGACUAGGAAGUCAUGAGAUGAUUUGAAAGAACUUUCCUGUAGCCGUGGUUCUUUGCUGGGCUCUUUCAGCCCUCCCCUGAUUGCAUUUUGCACAGCCCUCAGAAAGACUGCAGUGCAGUAGUUGGCAAGGGAAUUACCAGGAGGGAAAAUCAAGCUGUGGUGGCUCCUCUUGCAGCGUGGUGUUGCUGAGAUCUGCGUUUUGGAGGAGGUAAUAAACAGCUGCUUUGGGUUUCCAAUUCAGAACUCUGGAAGCUUGCAAAAAAAAAAGGAUGUGGAUAAGUCUCCAUUAAAUAUCCCUAGAGUGUGCAUGGCAUGCUGGACAGCCACUUAGCUUAUUGGUGCAGUGGUUUGGGUUUUCUUCUUGAUUCAAAACACCUGCAGUUUCUGCCUAAUACUUUGUUUUUAAUCCUUUGUGCUCAGACAGUGGAGAAUAAGGUAAGGUACUUUUUGUUGGCUAACAUAUAAAGGAUAAUGGAAGUAAUUUCUCUGUGUCGUAGCAUGCAACAAUAAGUGCUUGUUGGAAAGUAAAAGUUUUGAUUGCCUUUUUUAUUGCUUGUAAUUCAUUGAAAUUCUUUGUAAUAACUUCCCUGAAUUAUCUAGUGUAUUCAAGUUGAGAAACAGUUACGUGUACUUCAUUAGUAUUAAAAGAUUCUUUUUUACUCAGUUUUCACUUUGGUUUUCCAAUAUAAUAUGGAAUUAUUUUCAAGAUCAAUUAUUUUCAAUUGUUCUGAGAAUGUUCCUUUUUUAUGUUAAUCUUAGGAGCUAAAUCCCCAAUCCUUUCUAUGUCUUACCAAUAUCUUUGGAUUUUUUUUUUUCAUGCCAGAUUUUUAAGGGCGUAGCACUGUCAUAAUGCUGCUGUUCAGCUGUGGAGUGCGCUUUUUUAGUAAGAAUGAAACUUCGGAAGCACCUUAAUUCUCUGUGGUUUGGAAGGGUUUGGUUGGUGUCUUGGGAGGGAAAGGAGAGGCUGAAAGUGCAAAACUCCCUGCACUAAAUUUGGAUUUAUACCUAAGAAUGCAAAGGAGCAGUGGCCCAGGGUCAUUGCUGUGAUUGGUGUCUGAAGUCAAUAUCAGAGCUAAGAGUUUAAGAACUUCAGUUUUUGCUGAGUUAAUAUGUAAGUGUUUAGUACAGAAAUUUGUACUACUUUCAUGACACCUGUGGGUAUAAUGGGCUGACUUGUAAUUUAUAUACUGUUUUGGUGGGGAAAGCGUACGGUUGCAGAUCUCCUUUUUGUUUGAGUAAGCAUUUAUUCUUGGAGUUUUCUGUAAAUCUCAGUGCUGGGCUGUUUUUCCAGGUACUGUGUUUCUAGAAUGAGCCAGAUUGAGCUUUCAUUGGCCCGUGUGUGUUUUGGCAGAAUCUGUAACCACUCAUUAGCACGUUACUUACCAUGAUUAUGGUCCAAAGUAGCAUUGCUGCUACUUUGUUAGCAGCAGUAGCCUUUCCUUUCCACUUCCUGAGGACCAAAGGUGACUUGUAGCACGUGACUAAGAUAAAAAAAAAAUCAGCCACAAAACCCCCUGUUUUAUAGCUGUGGAAGUUUGUGGCAUUCCUCCUUUGUGGCUAGGCACUAUCUUGGUCUUGCGUUACAAAGUCCUGCGCUCCAGCUGCGGCAGGGGAGCGAGAGCCCGGCGCGCGUAGGGUCAGGUAAGCAUUUCUGUGACGCUGUGACCUUCCGUAGCCAGCUGUGUGACUGCUGAGGCCAAUCUGUGUGACUGCUGAGGCCCGUCCUGUCCCCAGUGUUGUGUGCAGGAUGCCAGCGGGGAGCGCGCUGCCCGGCCGGGCCCUCGCUGCCGGCCUGCCCGGGGCCUUCCGGGAACGUCGCUGCCCUGGCACCGCGGAGUAGCCGCCCGGCUUGGCCACCGUGCACUCCGGGACUCUGGGCUAGGGCAAAGAAAGAAACCAGGCAGACUGUAGCAAAGCUCCCUUUAUUGGCAGGAGUAAAGAGAACCCUAUCAGAGCAUUGAGAAAGCCUAUUCUUCUUUCUUCUCAAGCUGCGGAUCAAAUGAGAUUCAAAUAAAACGAAGGAAAUAAACUAUCUUAGAGCAUGGACCCCAGUAAGAAGUCAGAACCCCCUUUAUCUGUAGAAAUGGUUCAGCAGAGGGCCAAUCCUGACCGCAGUCCAUCAGCAUCCAUCUAUGUUCCAGAGCAAGGUGGCUACAAAGAGAAAUUUGUGAAUGCCGUGGAAGAUAAGUACAAAUGUGAAAAAUGUCACCUCAUCUUAUGCAAUCCUAAACAGACUGAAUGUGGACACAGGUUCUGUGAAACCUGCAUGAAUGCCUUGCUGAGAUCUUCUAGUCCAAAAUGUACAGCGUGUCAAGAAAGCAUAGUAAAAGAUAAGGUAUUUAAAGAUAAUUGUUGCAGGAGAGAACUACUUGCCCUUCAGAUAUACUGCAGAAAUGAAAACAAGGGCUGUAAGGAACAGCUAUCUUUGGGUCAAUUACUGAUGCAUUUGAGGACUGAUUGUCAGUUUGAAGAACUCCCAUGUCCUCGUGCUGAUUGCAAAGAAAAAAUACUGAGAAAAGAUUUGCCAGACCAUGUGGAGAAGACCUGUAAAUACCGGGAGACAACCUGUAAAUACUGUAAAAGCCAAGUCCCAAUGAUUAUGUUGCAGAAACAUGAAGAUACAGACUGCCCAUGUGUCAUGGUUUCAUGUCCUCAUAAAUGUAGUGUUAAAACACUCAUGAGGAGCGAGUUGAAUGCACAUUUGUCAGAAUGUAUUAAUGCCCCAAGUACCUGUAGUUUUAAGCGUUAUGGCUGCACUUUUCAGGGAACAAACCAACAAAUUAAAGCACAUGAAGCCAGCUCAGCAGUGCAGCAUGUUAACUUAUUGAAAGAGUGGAGCAAUGCUCUAGAAAAUAAGGUGGCCUUGCUCCAGAAUGAAAGUUUGGAAAAGAACAAGAGUAUACAAACUUUACAUAAUCAGAUUUGUAGCUUUGAAAUAGAAAUUGAAAGACAGAAGGAAAUGCUGCGGAAUAAUGAAUCUAAAAUACUUCAUUUACAGCGAGUGAUAGACAGUCAAGCAGAGAAACUCAAAGAACUGGACAAAGAAAUCCGUCCCUUCCGACAGAACUGGGAGGAGGCUGACAGCAUGAAGAGCAGUGUGGAAUCCCUCCAGAACAGAGUGACUGAGCUGGAAAGUGUUGAUAAAACUGCAGGGCAAGGAGCUCGGAAUACAAGCCUGCUGGAGACCCAGCUGAGCAGGCACGAUCAGAUGCUGAGCGUUCACGACAUCCGGCUGGCUGACAUGGACCUCCGCUUCCAGGUCCUGGAAACUGCGAGCUACAACGGCGUGUUGAUUUGGAAAAUCCGAGACUAUAAACGUCGGAAGCAAGAAGCAGUCAUGGGGAAGACUCUGUCCCUGUACAGCCAACCCUUUUAUACUGGAUACUUUGGCUACAAGAUGUGUGCCAGAGUUUACCUGAACGGGGAUGGCAUGGGAAAGGGGACGCACUUGUCUCUGUUUUUCGUCAUCAUGCGUGGAGAAUACGAUGCUUUGCUUCCUUGGCCCUUCAAACAGAAAGUGACUCUCAUGCUCAUGGAUCAGGGACCGUCUCGACGCCACUUGGGAGAUGCUUUCAAGCCAGAUCCGAACAGCAGCAGUUUCAAGAAGCCAACUGGAGAAAUGAACAUUGCAUCUGGCUGCCCAGUCUUUGUGGCUCAAACUGUUCUAGAGAAUGGAACGUAUAUUAAAGAUGAUACUAUUUUUAUUAAAGUCAUAGUGGAUACAUCGGAUCUACCAGACCCCUGACAUACACUGGGGGAGGCGGAUUAAACAGAAGGCAACUCCGUUUGGGGGUUUUAUAUCAGUUUGUCUUCAAUCAGAGGUCCUAAAGCUCACAGAACCACCUUGUGGAACAGAUGGAAGAGUUUGAAGGCAUAACUGCAUAGGGUCCAAUUGCGAAAGUAGCAACACAUUAAGAAAUCAUACCAUGGUAUAUUUUUUAAUAGAACUAGCAACACUUGAGCUCUGACGAAUCGCUUAUCCCUCGUCAGGAUAGUGAUUAUGGUCAGAGGGGAUUUUUUUUAACUUAUUAAUGAUCUAGUCAAUUGGAGGUGAAAAGACAUAUACAGUCUGUGCUGAAUCAAUUAUUGACUUUUAUUUCUUUUAAGCUAGAAUACAAGAAAAACCCUUCACAUGUGGGCUAGCUGGAAGUUGUCAGCAUGUUAAAAGAAGAUGAAGUAAUGUUGCAAUUAUGAUAUUCUUUGAAAAACUGAGGUGCAAUCUUGUCUGAAAUAUAGUAUAUUGUCUUUUUAAGGCCUCAUCUGGUCUCUGUUUUAAUAAUUACUUUGUCAGAAGAUCUUGGAAAAGUAUCCAUGUCUUCUCAAAAGUAUCUGAAUCAAAAUCAUAUUUUUAUUUAAAGUUCUAUUGUUACAGAAAACAUUUUAUUUUAAAACUGUUGAUAGACUGAUAUUUCUUGGAAGAAAAAAUAGAAGAUAUCAAACACUGGUUAUCACUUGUGAUAGGAAAAAAAAAACUAUUCAAUUCUGUUAUUUCUCUUUAGAAAUGUAAACCUACAAUAUAUGUCGUAGUUAAUGACACUAUUUCAAAAUUAAGGAAAAAUCACUCAUGGAUGCUGUGCAUCAUUAUCAGAUUUAUAAUUGUUUUCACCCUAAAAUAGGGCAUUUGUUGAACUUUGGAGUUCUAAACGGAAUCCUGUACAUUUUUUAAAGUUCUGCCCCAUGCUUUCCAAUCAAGCUAUAUAUGUUGCACAUUAUGCUGUCAGCAGUAUAUAGUAUUUUCAGUAUUGGGGAGGAGGAUUAGUGCUGAAAAAAGCCUCUAUGUUUGUUCUGUACUAGCAGCCAUUGCUUCAAGACAAACCAGCAAUGUCUUAAUACAGUGAUGGUGGCUUGCAUGCAUACAUGUGCCUUAGAUGUGCUGUGCUGCUUAUAAACCAUAGCUUUUUAUUCAGAUUAAUUCUGAUAUCUGAAAUGGUAGUUUAAUUGGACUUCAGGCAUAAUGUUUAGCCUUGUCUUCAGAGCCCUUAGGUACCUUGCAAUGUACGAAACAGAAGCCAAAGCCCACUCCUUUGGCUUCUGCAGCUUCUAUGCCUUGGCCAUGGUGGAAUCCAUCUUAUUGAGGUGCCAAAACGUUAUGCUCAGUGCUCCUAUGGAGCUUGGACUAGACAGUCUCCAUGGCCAUGUGAGGACAGGCGACAUUUUUCCUCUGAUGCCUGUGGCUGUAAGGUGGCAUCACUUGAAACUAAUCCAUCUGAGAACACUGGGGCUGUGAAUAUGGAUGCUCGUGGCAGCUUCUCAUAGCAAACAAGCAUCCUAAUGGGAAAUGCAUGGGCUUCUUUCUUGUAACAGCCUCGACUGUAGUGAAAAGCAUUUGCUAGCCCUGAAACAUGCUGACUGCAACCUGCUGUGUUCAUCUGCUUCUAUUUAGUAGCCUGUGACAAGCAAGUCCAGAGACACAGCCUGACUGUGGUGCUCUUUAAAAUCCUGCUUAAGCAGAGUGGGCUUGCACCACUGUGUUUUCAGCCUUCGUGGGCUUGAAAAAAACCUAUUGCAUCUCAGCCUUUGAUGUCAGGCUGUAUCAGUUUUCUGCUUUUUUGAGGCAUAGUCACAAUUUUUGUCUAAGGUGCAGUUGAAUUCAUGCCUUUGUAUUUCAGCUUGUCUUUGCCGUUGUCUUUUUUGGCUGUGCCUUCACACACAGUGCCUGCAAGAAGUAUUUAUGGAUAUACAAUGCAUGCUAAGUGGUCUUCAUGGGUUUUCCAGGCACCUGCUAGAAUACUGCCUGCUGCUGACUGUCCUGACUGUCAGCAGCAACUUGUCUUCCUUUUCUUGCCUUCCAUUGUCCGGGUACUGUACUCCCUCUAUGGUACGUGGCUGUCAACAGGUGCAAGCUCAGUUAUGGAGGCACGUGCUAGCAUUGAAUUUCUAGCACGGAAGGAGGAUGUUCUGCACAAGAGAUAAAUAUCUAUAGAUAUACCUGCAUCUAUAUCUCUAGAUAUCAUUGUAUGGCACUUGCAGUUUUAUGCAGGCUGCAUAAGUAAACCCAUCACUUACGCUUUAGGGCGAAGGUUCGCUCAACUUCUGUCAUUUUAAUAAUUGUGAAUGUAGGCAGCUGAGCUUUUGUGUUUGUGCAUCACAGAAUUUUACUGAAAACAGGAUUCCCAAGUGGAAAUGUCCAAAGGACUCUCCUCCCAUUGCUAAUGCAUGUCUUGUAAAAUUAAAUGAAACCGUUUGGCCAUCACAAAACAGUUUAUAUCCUGUUUCAAUCUGGGACUUGGAGGAGAUUUUGAGUAUAAGCAGGGCCCAGCAUAUUCUGCAGAUUUGUGACUACAGUUUCCAACUACUGUGACAGAAUUGCGCUUCUAAAUCCAAGCUCUUUAAAAGAGGAGGAAAAAAAGCAUUUCCAGCCUUGGUGAUUGAAAGAGGACUUUGAAACAUGUGAAUGUGUAAACCAAUAGGGAAGUCUUCCUGAGUCUGCACACAGCCUAAACUAGUAGCUUUAAGAGAUCUGAAUAUCUCGUCUUGGUGGGAUAUUGACUCAGAAACUUCACAGAGAAGUUUAAAUAUGAACACUGCUAACUAUCUAAAUGCCGAUCACUGUAGCAGAAACAUCAGUCACUGUUGUAUUUCACAGAUCUCUAUGCUGCUUUCCACAUCUCCCAAGUGCCAAAAGCACCAGCUGCCAGAAUCUUCAGCUUCACUUGGGCAGCUUUUAUAAUGCAGUAAUGUGCUAUCGAUACAAAAAUAUUUUUGCAUAUGUGCUUUUUAUCACAGUUAAUAAAACGGAGGCCUACUGCACUUAUUUUUUAAAACUACAUGAAGCUGCCAGAGAAUUUCCAGUUUGCCAACCCUGCGUACUGUGAAAUCCAGGAUCUUGCUACACAAAUGUAGACACCGCCUGCUGUGGAAUACCUGAAGCCUUGACUGUAACACCCCUUUCUCCACAGAACUCACAGGCCAUCUCUGUAGAGUUCUUACUGUGUACAUAGAAAUCGGUUUCCUUUGCUUUCCAGCAAGGAGUAUGUAGCAUUUUGUGAAAACAAGGCCACUGUAUAUUCUCUAAGUUGAAAGGAAAAGAUACCUGGUGCUUUACUCAACACUUUUAAGUUAUUUAACUGUUUCUCUCAUCGCUGAAAUGCCCUUUAUCCUUUUUCUCUUUGUUCCUGACUGAGAUAUCCGAAGUUUGCUAGGGACUGUCUGUUUAAAGUGAUUAGUGGGACAUCACCCUGCCCCCAUGUGUACUCUUGAAUCCUGGCAAACUCCUGGGGGCUGCCGCUGUUGCAAGGGGGUCCCAGAGUAUUUGCAUUACUUUGAACAGAGUUCAUUUAGUGGAACCAUAUUGUCCUCUAGUUAGUAGUAAUUCUUAGCAGCACACAGCUGAAGUCUCUUGCUGGUGUUCUUUCUUCACGGUGACUCUCCAAGUUAUGUACAAACCUCUUCCGUUUCCAGCUUCCUCUAGGGAGAUUCCAGUGUGUGACAAUCUGGAUGUUGCCCUUUGUGUACACUCUUCAGCACAGAGUGAGUGCACCUGUUACCUAGAAAGUCUUGAAUCCUAAGCAGGAUGAAACUAUUUGGGUGUUUAAAGACCAACCUGCAAUUAUGAUGCAUGACCAUGUCUGCUUCUCUGAGCUAAUUAAUUGGGGUCUUGUUUCAGUUACUGUCUACACGGUACACCUUCAACUGCUGACUUACAAUAUGCAAUGUUGAUUUCAGCCUUGUACUGUAAACGUUGUUCUUCACAAAGAGAAUGUGCAAUAGGAAAAGGGAAUGGUGGGUGGCAUACUUUUGAUGGAAAAAACACGCUAGAUUUUUAAAAACAUGAAAAAAAAAAACUGAAAAGCAGUUUAUUUCCUUUCCUUGUGGUGUUUUCUACUUGGAAAAGGAAAGAUGAAGAUAUGUGCCUGUUUCUGUGCCUGGUGAAUUUCUCAAAUGCAAAAGUAAAGAGAUUUGUGUUAGCUGGGAUUUAAGUGUUGAACCCAUGAAUGUUAGGCUGUGGUUGUAUCGCUUCUGUUUCCUCAGCUUGCCACAAUUAUGGCUUGCUGAGCUGGAGUUUAAAAGCUACCACCUAUUUGUAUUUGUAUUCCAUCACCUGGGAUAGGCAUUUCACCAACAGUGCAGGGUAUCUGUUGAUAUUUUGUUCAGUUUUUAAAACACUGGUGCUUUUUGGUCCAAGACAGAAGUGUGUAGGGAGUGACAAGGAAAGUUGCCUGCACUGCAGAGGAGUGAAAAACAUGACUGCAGUAUUGAUGCCUUUGAUAUGAUUUAACUAUGCAAAUAUACAGAUAGGUGAGGGGGGAAAUUCUUGGGUUGCAUACCUAAUCUCCUAGAUUUUGCUCUGUAAAUUACUUGUAUGUGUGUAGGUACGUACAUAUACACACAGACAUGCAUGCACAUAAAUAUGCAAAGUCUUUUCUUUAUGUAGAAGUGGUGAAACAAAACCCUUUCCUCCAAGUUAUACUUGAUCAGUUGGUGCAAAUAUAACUUGUUGCUGCUAAAGGAGGAUCUUGGUUAAGGGCAAACUUUGAUUCAUGUCUUUCAGGUUUGAAGACCUGUAUGUAGCAAACACUUUGUUUAGAUUUUCUGAAGACUCUGAAUUGUAAUUUAGGACACAUGUUCUUCCUCAUGCUCUGAUAAUUUGGAGAUUCCUGUAUUUUAAACAACUAUAGUGGUGGGCAACAUUUUGAUUGAAAAUUAUUUCCUCUAAUUUGGAACAAAAAAUGAUAAAAAGCAUCUGGACCUCGUCCCUGGAAUUCUUGUCCUGUUCAGUCAAUACCUUGAUAUUCUAGUUGGCCUAGAAGUCAAAGCUACUGCAAUAAAAAUGAUUGGUUUGGCAGUUUAAUCUGAGUUUUUAAUACUAUGUACAGUGUAUAGCAAGUGCUGUUUCUCUUUUUUGGAACAAGGAAAUCAAGGAUGAGAUGUGAUUUUCCCGGAGUCACAAAAGGAAUCUCCUGGAGCCGGGACUGCAUGAGAGGUUCCAGUUUCCUAGUGUUAUCUCUGAAUCACGAGGUUUUACUCUUUGAAUACAUUUGUCCCUUAAAGGAACUGGAAAAUAAGUUGACAUACCCUGAAGACCCACAUCAGGACAGUAAGGGCUAGAAUUAAACAUUCAAGCUGUCGUGAUUUGGGGUUGUACGCGCGUGGUGGCCCAGACAUGCAGAGUGCAGGCCAGCACAGCGUGUCAGUGUUCAGUAACAGCAGCAAACCUGUGUCCUGCUUUGUCUGUUCAGAAUCGUCCAACAAAACCAGUCUCGUUUGAUGCUCCUCUUAACUAAGGAGGGAGAAUACCAUUGUACAGUGAAGUGGGUUCAUCUGUGUUCUACUAGUCAGUGUGACUGACCAUUUCUUCCUUGUGGGGCUUUCUCCCUUUUUCUGUAAACCAAAAUCUGGAGGGCUUAAUUGUUCUUUCUUGCCUCUUAAUCCAGGCCUUUGCAGAGAAGCACCAGAUAGGAAGGUUGUGGAAAACUUUGGACUGCUGAUUCAGGGACAUCCUCUUAAGAUUUAGAAGAGUAGAGUUAUACAACACAUAAGGGAUCUGACUAUUCCUGUUUCUCUUCUAAUAUAUGGUCAAGACUGCAGCUUCUGUCUUCCAUUUCAUGAUGUCAGCAUAGAUACUAGGCUGUGUUUUUUCAUUAUUUCCCCUCCAAGUUAGGAUUAGUUCCUUAGGGUUCAAAUAAGUUCUGAAUUUCACAGAGAAGCACCUGAACCAAAACCCUGGAUUCAAACAUCCCAGACUUGAUGUGGAAUUCAAAUCUGGAUCCUGACUCUGUGGCUUACUAACCUACCCAUUCAGGGAAGGGUUUGUUGUCUCUAUGUGGUGUUUGUGUUUUUGGUCCUUUGGAACUAAGCUUUUAAUUUGGUUGCCAGUUCUGCAAGGACUUUUUAACUUCUUAGCAAUGCCGGUGUUCACACGCUCCAUUGCUGGCAGUGCGAUGCGUGGUGAUAAAAUUUGACUCUGUCUAAGGGUUACUGAGAUAAACCAGCAUUACCAUUCGUAAAGGUCAUUUUCUUGCGUAGUGUUCCGAGCUUUGUAUUUGAAUAUAGCUCGCACCUGAAAGGACACAUCUUCCAACUAUGACCUGCAUCACUGGCAGAGAGUUGUGUAAUCUGUACUUGUGGAAUGGGAAGGUACAAGCUUCCAUCGUUGCUGAUGCAUCGUGUAAUCCACCUUUUUCGUUUUUCUUAUCGCUGUUGUUCAGUUAAUACUUUUUUUUCAGUUUUAUAGAAAAAAAAUGGGGAAGUUCAGGAUUUUUUUCUACAAGGUAUAAAACUCCAAUGAAUUAGUGGUGACAAGAGAGCUGUGAAAAAUACCCCAUUAGGAGAUGAUGGGCUAAAUGUAGGUCCAUUUCUCUUAGACAAGUAAGAUAACCUUUAAGAUGCGUGGAACGACAUAAAAAUCGGGAAAACUAAAGCUGACAUUUGUUUCCAAGAAAUUCUGUGAGAACUAUCUAUGGAAAAGACAUCAGUGAUUGAGAAUAAUGUACAAAUUACUGUGUUUGAAACUUGUGUAUCCAUUUCUUUAAUCUCAUACUCUUCAGUGAACGGUACACUUGUGUUCAGUUUUAUGAUCAAAAACAAAGACCAAAGAAGGCCAGCCUCAUUUGAUUGUGUAUAUUCUGCCUGUCUUAAUUAUCAAUAGCUGUAAGGAUACAGUGCAAGUGAUCUGGUAACCAGUGGUUCUCGUCCUUUUCUUUUAGGGGGAAAAACAAUUUUAAAAUGUAUAAUUUAUUGCUCAGCAAUAACCAUGUUGUUAAAAUAAUAAUAAAAAAAGGAAUUAGCAACAUGUCUUAAUUUCCCAAUAGCAUUAUUAUAUGUUGUAUUUCAGUUUACUGUAUAUUGUGUUUUUGUAUUUAUUUGUGUUUGGAGGUCUUGCUAUGUCUUUUUGUGUUUAAAUGCUAAUAAACAAGGACAGUGUGUAAGAGUGUAGAAUGCUGAACUCUGAAAUGCUAAACUGUGUUAUUAAAGGAAAAAUAAAUAAGUAGGAAAUAAUAUUUUUUAAAAAAA